Chrysochloris asiatica (Cape golden mole) is the source of this 1776-nucleotide messenger RNA. It is a transcript of the gene NPAS1, whose product is annotated as neuronal PAS domain protein 1. The transcript is spliced from 11 exons. The coding region runs from base 1 to 1776 and encodes 591 amino acids. Gene Ontology annotation, molecular function: protein dimerization activity; RNA polymerase II transcription regulatory region sequence-specific DNA binding; DNA-binding transcription factor activity, RNA polymerase II-specific. The record is from RefSeq and is a predicted model, not a curated record. NCBI's taxonomy places the organism in Eukaryota, Metazoa, Chordata, Mammalia, Afrosoricida, Chrysochloridae. Gene Ontology annotation, biological process: regulation of transcription by RNA polymerase II.
AUGGCAGCGCCCUAUCCCAGCAGUGCGGGUGGCGGAGAGGUCAAAUGCGGGGCAGGUGGUGGUGGCGUUCCCUGGGACUUUCUGCCUGGGCUCAUGGUCAAGGCCCAGCCAGGACCUUGCCUGCAGGCGCAGCGCAAAGAGAAGUCCCGCAACGCGGCGCGCUCACGGCGCGGGAAGGAAAACCUUGAGUUUUUCGAGCUGGCCAAGCUGCUCCCGCUGCCCGGCGCCAUCUCGAGUCAGCUGGAUAAGGCAUCCAUCGUGCGCCUCAGCGUCACCUACCUCCGUCUGCGCCGUUUCGCCGCGCUCGGGGCGCCACCUUGGGGGCUGCGGGUCACAGGACCGCCAGCUGGUUUAGCCCCAGCCCGCAGGACCUCCAUGGCGCUAGUCUCCAACAUCUUCGAACAACACCUGGGAGGACACAUCUUGCAGUCCCUGGAUGGCUUCGUCUUUGCCUUGAAUCAAGAGGGAAAGUUUCUCUACAUCUCAGAGACAGUCUCCAUCUACCUGGGUCUCUCACAGGUGGAGCUGACGGGCAGCAGCGUCUUUGACUACAUCCAUCCCGGGGAUCACUCCGAGGUGCUGGAGCAACUAGGGCUGCGGGCGCGGACUCCCGGGCCCCCCACACCUUCCUCCAUUUCCUCUUCUUCAUCCUCCUCUUCCUCAUCGCUGGCGGAGACCCCUGAGAUCGAGGCCAGGCCAGCCCAGGUGCCCCCAUCUUCCCGGGUUCAGGAGCGCUCUUUCUUCAUCCGCAUGAAAUCUACCCUCACCAAGCGGGGGCUGCACGUCAAGGCCUCAGGGUACAAGGUCAUCCAUGUGACUGGACGCCUGCGGGCCCGGGCACUGGGUCUGGUGGCGUUGGGCCACACACUGCCCCCGGCCCCUCUGGCGGAGCUGCCACUUCAUGGUCAUAUGAUCGUCUUCCGCCUCAACCUGGGUCUCACCAUCCUUGCUUGUGAGAGCAGAGUCAGCGAUCACAUGGACCUGGGACCAUCAGAACUAGUGGGCCGCAGCUGCUACCAGUUCAUCCACGGCCAAGACGCGGCCAGAAUCCGCCAAAGCCAUUUGGAUCUGCUGGACAAGGGUCAGGUGAUGACGGGUUACUACCGUUGGCUGCAGCGCACUGGGGGCUUUGUAUGGCUCCAAUCUGUGGCCACUGUGGCUGUGAACGGCAAGAACCCGGGGGAGCGUCAUGUGCUCUGGGUCAGCCACGUGCUUAGCCAAGCCGAGGGCAGUCAGACACCUCUGGAUGCCUUCCAGCUUCCGGCCAGUGUGGUCUGUGAGGACCCAUCCAGCCCUGAGCCAGAGCCCACAGAGUCAGAUGCUCCAGUGGACGGGAAGCAGAUUAUACUCCAGGACAAAGAAGAGCCCCCAAAGACCCGGGGCAAACGCAUAAAAGUGGAGCCUGGCCGAGGAGAGCCCAGAGACUCCGAGGACAGUGGGGAUGAGGCCUCAUCCAGCCACCCAGCCCCACCUCAGCCCGAGUUCACAUCUGUCAUCCGGGCGGGCGCCCUGAAGCCAGACGUGGUCCGGCCAUGGGGCCUGGCACUUCCAGGGGAGUCCCCGACAGCUGUGUUCCACGCAGGCUUCCUGCCCCCAACCAUGCGGGGUCUGUGCACACCGGGCACUAUCCGCUACGGCCCUGCAGAGCUGGGGCUCAUGUACCCUCAUCUGCAGAGGCUGGGUCCGGGUCCAGCCCGUCCCGAGGCCUUCUACCCGGCCCUGGGCCUGCCCUACCCCUCACCCAUGGGCACCAGGGGGCAGCAGAAGGGGGACUGA